UCAUUGAAGCCGGUCUGAACGGACCCGGGAUAGGUUUUGUUGGUCCAUCUCCGCUCAGCUGUUUCAUAACGCAGGAGGCGGUUCUGACCCGGGUCGGGGUCAAACCCGGGUUAUACUGAGGUUAUACAGUGGUUCUAUACAGUUAUCCCGGUUCGGUUCCGGUUCGGUUCUGGAGAUGUCCCGGGUUCUGAUCGUGGGCGCGGGUCUGACGGGCAGCGUGUGCGCGUGUCUGCUGGGGAGAGAGCUGCAGAGCAGAGUGCACAUCGAGGUGUGGGACAAAGCGAGGGGCGCAGGAGGCAGGAUGUCCACCAGUCGUCCUCCUGACCCUUCGUCUCACUCAGCUGACCUUGGAGCUCAGUACAUCACCGCCACAUCUGCCUACGCUCAGUCACACCACAGUGUGUACUCAGAGCUGCUGUCUGCUGGCGUCCUGCAGCCUCUCACGUCGCCGGUUGAAGGACUGAAGCACAGAGACGGGAACACGGACUACAUGACGCCGCUCGGCAUCGGCAGUUUGGUCAAACACUUCCUGUCUGAGUCAGGAGCUGAUUUGUUCUUGGAGCGUCACGUGACCGGCCUGUACCGCCGCGGUGCAUCAUGGGAGGUCCAGAGGAAGACGGGAGACAGCCAGAUGUUUGACGCCGUCGUCCUGACGAUGCCGGUCCCUCAGAUCCUUCAGCUGCAGGGAGACGUGGGACACAUGCUGUCUGUCCCUCAGAAGCAGCAGUUGGACGGGGUCGUGUACUCGUCUCGCUUCGCCCUCGCUCUCUUCUUCCCUCCAGAUGUGGUCUUCAGUUUUCCCUGGUCGGCUCGCUACGUCUCUGACAACCGCUGCAUCCGUUACAUCGCUGCCGACGCCCGCAAACGCAACGCAGACGCUCCCGGUCGCGGUCCGUCCCUCGUCGUCCACACCAGCGUCCCGUUCGGCGUGGAGCACCUGGAGCAGGACAAGGAGGACGUCCAGCCAAUCAUAUUACAGGAACUCAACAAGCUGCUUCCUGAUCUGCCUCAGCCAAUCAGCAUCAAGUGUCACAAGUGGAGGUACUCGCAGGUGCUGACCUCGGUUCCGGACUGUCCGGGUCACAUGACCGUCCUCGACAGCCCGCCGCUCGUCUGCGCCGGCGACGCCUUCGUCCACUCCAACUUCGACGGCUGCGUGGAGUCGGCGCUGAGCGUGCUCCGUGUGCUGAAGGACUCGCUGUGACGCCGCCGACGUGACAGGAAGUGACUCAGACUGGCAGGAAGUGACCUUUACAGUAAUCCGUAAUCUGUUCAACCGUUAAUGUAUUUUUUUUAAUUACAUUCACUUAUUAAUGUUUCACUUAUUGAUUGUUUGUCUUUAAAUAAAUAAAUAAAUGAAUCUAAUGUUCAGUAA
Sebastes umbrosus (honeycomb rockfish) is the source of this 1375-nucleotide messenger RNA. It is a transcript of the gene rnls, whose product is annotated as renalase, FAD-dependent amine oxidase. Lineage: Eukaryota; Metazoa; Chordata; Actinopteri; Perciformes; Sebastidae. The transcript is spliced from 7 exons. Gene Ontology annotation, cellular component: extracellular region. The coding region runs from base 176 to 1204 and encodes 342 amino acids. The record is from RefSeq and is a predicted model, not a curated record. Gene Ontology annotation, molecular function: oxidoreductase activity, acting on NAD(P)H.